AUGGCUGUAAGUACAGCUGAAUGGACACCACAUUCAUGUGAUACAUGUAUUAAUCUUGAUCCUAUCAAAAAUUAUGAUAAAUUCGAAUUAAUUGGUACUGGUGGUUUUGCUAAAGUCUAUCGAGGUAUUCGUCUAUGUGAUAGACUUAAUGUAGCUAUCAAAAUUAUGGAUAAACAACAAUUAAAAUUAAAAAAUGCUCAAUCACGUGUUAAUGAAGAAGUUCAAAUACAUUAUCGUUUGCGUAAUUUAGCUAUCGUACAGUUACUUGAAGUAUUUGAAGAUGAUACAAAUAUUUAUCUUAUACUUGAAUUAUGUGCAACAGAUAUGCAAAAAUAUUUAAAUAUUCGUCAACAAUUUACUGAAGAUGAAACACGUCAUUAUAUAAAACAAAUAGUAACUGGUAUUGAAUAUUUACAUUCUCAUCAAAUUCUUCAUCGUGAUCUUAAAUUACAUAAUUUACUUUUAACAAAAGAUAAUAAUGUCAAAAUAGCUGAUUUUGGUUUAGCAAAACAAUUAAUUACACAUGAACAAACAAAUUUUACGAUGGUUGGUACACCAAAUUUUCUUGCACCCGAAAUAGCAACACGUAAAACACAUAGUUUUGAAGCUGAUAUAUGGUCAUUAGGUGCAUUGAUAUAUCAAUGUUUAGUUGGAAAACCACCAUUUGAUGAUCAAGAUGUUCUUUCAACAUUAAGACGAGUUGCAAAUGUUCGAUAUGUUUUACCUGAAGGUUUAAGUCAUGAAGCAAAAGAUUUAAUUAAUAGAAUAUUACAAAAAGAUGCUAAAAAACGUUUGACAUUGAUACAAAUUCGUAAUCAUCCAUUUUUAUCAAAAUGUCUAAUGAAUGAUCGAAUAAAUUCAUCAAGAAAUAGCUGUACUUCAUUAAGAAGUGAUAGUGGAUAUUUUGAUACAUCGAUAUCAAGUCGACAACAAACAAAUGAAUCAACACUUUCAAGAGGACCGCUAACAUUAAAUUCUUUACCACCAUUAAUCAUAAAUAAAAAUCAAAAAAUAAAUGCUUCAUCAGCAUCCAUAUUAAGUUAUAAUAAUUUAAGUAAUACAAAUAAUAUAAGUCAACGUAAACCUAUUCAUGAAGUAUUAACUCCAUUAAAUACACAACGUCUUGAUCGUCGACAUGUUAUAACAAAAAGUGAUAUUAUGGAUGUAUUGGAUGAUGGAGAAGUUGUUAUUCAACAUCUUGUUGAAGUUAAAACUGGUUCAAAACGAAUAGUCGAUGUCUUUCGAGUAUCAUCUGAUGGACAAAAAAUUAUUUAUUAUCGACCAGAUCGAAGACAAUAUAAUUCAUAUAUUGAAAGUGAAGGUCCACUUCCAUUACCGGUGAACUAUGAACAAUAUACAUUUGAUACAUUACCUGAACAAUUUCAUAAUAAAUAUCGUCGAGCAUGGAAAUUUGUGAAUAUCAUUCGUUCACUUCGAUGUAAGAUAAUUAUGUAUACUAAUGAUGGUAAAUGUCGUCUAAUGGAAACAUCAAUUGAAUUCGAUUUUACUCAUUUAAAUGGAACGAAAAUUUCUAUUUAUCGAAAAAAUUUGGAACAUCUUGAUUCUCCAUUAGAAAUUAAACUAGUUGAUCCAUCCGGUCGAAUGACAUCAAUAUUUAAUUAUAACGAUUGUAUUGAACAACUUAAUGUACCACUUGAUACAAAACAAAUGUUACAAAAAGCAAUUAAAUUUCGAGAAUGUUGUUUGAUAAAAAAUCAAUUACUUGAAGAACAUCAAGCUCAAUUUCCUGAAGGAAAAACAUUUCCAGCUAUUUUUGGUGAAAAACCUCGGUCGUCUUCACAUAACAUAUUGAAAUAA
Molecule: messenger RNA, 1818 nt
Organism: Rotaria sp. Silwood1
Lineage: Eukaryota; Metazoa; Rotifera; Eurotatoria; Philodinida; Philodinidae
Source: the annotation of a GenBank genome assembly